This is a messenger RNA of Nicotiana tabacum (common tobacco), 1317 nucleotides long. The record is from RefSeq and is a predicted model, not a curated record. Lineage: Eukaryota; Viridiplantae; Streptophyta; Magnoliopsida; Solanales; Solanaceae.
AUGACUUACAGAUUCAGGAUAUCAAAUGUUGGAACAGUCAUGAGUUUUAACUUCAGAAUUCAAAACCACAAGAUGGUUUUGGUUGAGACAGAAGGGUCUUACACAAACCAGAUAACACUUGAUUCUCUCGAUGUGCACGUUGGCCAAUCGUAUUCUGUUCUCGUUACUGCUGAUCAAAAUGAAGCUGAUUAUUUCAUGGUAGCAACUCCUAAAAUGUAUAAAAGUAAUGAAUCUAGUGAUAGCAAAUCUCUUGAAGGAAUAGGAAUCCUGCACUAUGCCAAUUCUUUGACAACAGUUAGUGGCCCUCUUCCUUCCGGCCCUGAUCCAUUUGAUAUCGAAUUUUCUGUCAAUCAAGCCAAAUCUAUCACGUGGAACCUGACAACUGGAGCUGCAAGGCCUAAUCCACAAGGAACAUUCAAUGUGUCAAAUGUGACAUUGACUCAAACCUUUAUCCUUCAUGGUUCAAAGGGUGAAAUUAAUGGCUGGCCGCGAUAUGUAGUCAACAACGUAUCCUAUCUCACACCAGAGACACCAUUGAAACUUGCUGAUUUCUUUGUGAAUGGAUCUGGUGUCUACCAACUAGAUCAAUUUCCCACUCACUCGGUGAAUGACGCUGCUGCUUAUGGAGCUUCUGUUGUGUCUGGGAUCCACAAAGGGUGGCUAGAAAUCGUCUUCAAUAAUGAUCUUGAUGUCAUGGACUCUUGGCAUUUGGAUGGUUUUGGAUUUCAUGUUGUAGGAUUUGGGAAUGGAGAUUGGACACCAGCAGCUCGUGAAACGUACAACAUCUUCGAUCCUGUUGUUCGUUCCACUGUCCAAGUUUACCCUGGAAAAUGGACAGCAGUAUAUGUUUUCCUUGACAAUCCUGGAAUGUGGAACUUGAGAUCACAGCACUUGAAGAAUUGGUACUUAGGACAAGAACUUUUUAUUAGAGUUUUCGACGAUAAUCCUAACCCUGCUAAGGAGAGGCAACCACCUCAAAACCUUCUUUUGUGUGGGAUGUUUGAAAGUUUUCUUUCACCUGUUCCAAGUCCAGCUCCAGCUCCCCAAGCAGGAUGGUACCAAAUAGCUCUUAAUGAGGCCCUCAGACAUAUUCCUCAAGGGGAGGAGGUAGAUGAAAAUAAAGUGGAUGAGGUUCAUCUUGAACCUCAAGUACAAAGAAGAGUCCGCCCGCCUCAUGACAACAUUCCAAACCCUCCCCCACCUUCUCUAAGGGCAGCUUACCGGGUGUUGCCCAAUGAACGCUGCGCAAGUGCAAUUGUACCGCCCCAGAUUCGGGCGGGCAAUUUUCAAAUAACCAAUAUCAUGCUUACUCUAUAG